Ilex paraguariensis (yerba mate) is the source of this 342-nucleotide messenger RNA. The record is from the annotation of a GenBank genome assembly. Lineage: Eukaryota; Viridiplantae; Streptophyta; Magnoliopsida; Aquifoliales; Aquifoliaceae.
AAAGUUUUAGAUAAAGAUGAGGAUGUUGUGAGUUUGGGUAGAUGGAUCAACAAGCACAAAAUGUUUGAUGUGUAUGUUGAACACACUAAAGGAUAUGUCCUUGAUCAAAGCCAAGCUGAGUCAAAUUGUAUUCCAACUACACAACAGUUUGAUUGGGGAAAUAAUGUCGGUGAUAGUGUAGUGGCUUCUGAUAAUGCAUUAGACAGUGAAUUAUCACAAUAUGAGGAACACUUAUACAAGUUGACUUCAGAUGAUGAGUACUUCUGUGACAGUGAGUAUGAUUUUGGGUCUGUGGUAUUUUUACAUGAAUGCCCUUGUAAUUAUCACGUGCAUCUCACGUGA